UUUGUGGGCUGUACCUGUGGAGCUGGUAGCACUGCUGAUCUGAGCACAACUCUUUGAGCCCAGACUCCUUCCUGAGAGAGACUCCAGAGGGGAAGAAGAUGAGCACAGUGGGCAAAGUUAUUAAAUGCAAGGCAGCCAUUGCCUGGGAAGCAGGGAACCCCUUUUCUAUUGAGGAGGUUGAAGUCGCCCCACCCAAAGAACAUGAAAUUAGAGUUAAGAUUGUUGCGACGGGGGUGUGCCGUACUGAUGCUCAUGCUGUUAGCCUCAGUUUUAAGGAGGGUCUUUUUCCAGUCAUCCUGGGCCACGAAGGAGCAGGAAUUGUGGAGAGCACUGGACCAGGAGUGACUACAUUUAAACCAGGUGACAAGGUUAUCCCACUCUACGUCCCUCAGUGUGGCCAAUGCAAGUUCUGCUUGAAUCCAAAGACCAACCUUUGCGAAAAGAUCAGCAAAAUUAAAACACCUAUUUCUGAUCAAGACCUGAUGCCUGACGGUACCAGCAGGUUCACCUGCAAAGGGAAGCAGAUUUACCACUUCAUGGGGACUAGCACCUUCUCCGAAUACACCGUUGUAGCGGAAACCUCUCUUGUCAAAAUUGAUGCUGCUGCUCCUCUGGAUAAAGUCUGUCUGAUGGGCUGUGGAUUUUCCACAGGUUAUGGGUCUGCCCUCAAUACUGCCAAGGUGGAACCUGGGUCUACUUGUGCUGUAUUUGGCUUGGGAGGAGUCGGCCUGUCAGCUGUCAUAGGCUGUAAAGCUGCUGGAGCUUCCCGGAUCUUUGCAAUUGACAUCAACAACAAUAAAUUUUCAUUGGCAAAACAGUUAGGAGCCACUGACUGCCUCAAUCCUCAGGAUUUCAAGAAGCCCAUUCAGGAGGUUAUAACUGAAAUGAGCAAUGGUGGUGUUGAUUUUGCCAUUGAAUGCGUCGGUAACGUUGCUGUCAUGAAAGCUGCCCUGGAGUGCAUCAUGGUGGGCUGGGGAACUUGUACAAUUGUUGGAGUGGCUCCGGGUGGACAAUCAAUCCCUGUUUCUCCAAUGCAGCUGAUAAUGGGAAAGAAAAUAAAUGCCACUUUCUUUGGAGGUUGGAAGAGCGUAGAUUCUAUACCAAAGCUGGUGUCUGAUUAUAUGGGAAAGAAAUUCAAUUUGGAUGCCUUGGUGACAUACACUCUGCCAUUCGACAAAAUCAAUGAUGCUUUUGAUCUUAUGUAUGAGGGGAAGAGCAUCAGAACCGUCUUGGUUUUCUAAGGAUUCAACUUAAAUUUUUGCAGACUUCCAUAUGAAUUUGAGCCUUAUCCUCAGCCUGCCUCACUGCUUAAUGACUCGAUUAUCUUUUCUUUACAUAUUCCAGAAAGUACUUAUGUUCAGUAUGUGACAAUAUCGAAUAGGUAGGAACUAAAGGUCACAAUAGACAGUAGCUAUAAACACACAGAUAUAAGCGUUGUGGAAGUGUAUGAUACCAAUACACAACAUUUAUACAUGGAUGUGCAGACAGCGGGUCACUUUAGUGCAACAUGCUUUUUUGCUAACACUGUGAUAUGUUAUUUUUUAUUUGUAUAUAGUAUCUAAUCUCAUGAAAUAAUUAACUAUAUAGAAUGUGUUUCCUAGUUUUUAUGCCAAGAGUUUUCAUUCCAUUCCAUUUUUGUUGGCAUCGUCUUGCAAAAAGACUAAAAACAGCCUCAAAGUGACUAAGCGUUAGAUCCACAAAGGGACUGAGCAUUGUAAAGCCUAACUUUCAGGUGCUCUCCCACCCAGUGAUAUCCUCAGCCCUGAGUUAGGCACAUAGAUUCUCUAUACAGUGCCCGGGGAGAGUUAGGCACCUAAGAAAGGGAUUUACAGAAGCCAGCACGAUAAGUGGGGAACUGCUUUAGGCAGCCAGUAAGAAAUGCUGAGGAGAAGAGUGUGGCCUAAGCCCUGCUCCUUCAGAGAAGGUAGGCACCUAACUCCACUACUACGGAUUCACAUUCGUGAACCUUCUGGAAUUGAAGGCCUAAGCCAGGCCAGCCCUUACUCCCAAAGGGGAAAAAAACAGAGUGAGAGACAGAGACAUCCACUCUAUUAUAACCAAUAACCCAGCAGUUAGGGCACUCACCUGAGAUGUGGAAGGCCUGCUGUCAAAUCCCUUUUUCUGCCUGGCUUGGAGCAGGGACUUGAGCCUGGGUCUCCCCUAUCACAGGAGAGGGCCAUGAUCACUGAGCUAUUAGACAUUCUGGGGCAGAGCACUCAUUCUCUCCUGUUGAAGUGGUGGAGCGGGGAGGAGUCAGAGAAGUAGAUACUUGAGACCAGGACGGGAAGAGAGAGCCGGCAGCUGCUGGGAACAGGAAAUCAGGCUGCUGCUGGAAACAGGAGGGUGGUGCAUGUAGUCACCAUCUCCAAAAUAACUGCACGGCUGCAGGAGCUCUUUGCAUCAUCAUGAGAGCUCCUGCAGCAGCGGGGCACAACCAUGUGUCUCACGAUAAAUUCAUGAGAGUUGGCAAUACUGUGUCUAUGUGGGAAAGCUAUGCCAUUAUAGGCUAAGGUGUGUAUUUAAACCAACAGUGUUUUAUCAGUAUAAACCCCUGUGUAGACACUUUUAUUCCAAUGUAGGAGGGCUAUUUUUGGUUUAGCUUGUAUGACUUGGGAAGCUGUGCAAACAAAACCAAAAAAGCCACUCUUAUCAACACAGGGAUUUAUACUGGUAUUACUAUAUUGGUUUAACAAUAGGCGCCGACUCCGUGGGAGCUCCGGGGCAGAGCACUCACGGGGAAAAAUUAGCAGGUGCUCUGCACCCACCUCCCCUUGUCCCCCUCCUAACCUCCUCCUCCCCCUUCCCCAUGCACAUGGGUCCUCGCUCCUCCCACUCCUUCCCAGCACUUCCCACCCACCGCCUAACAGCUGUUUGGCGGCACUUAGGACUUUCUGGGAGGGAGGGGGAGGAGUGGGGACGCAGCGCACAUGGGGGAGAAG
This is a messenger RNA of Caretta caretta (loggerhead turtle), 2939 nucleotides long. RefSeq names its product all-trans-retinol dehydrogenase [NAD(+)] ADH4-like. Gene Ontology annotation, cellular component: cytosol. Gene Ontology annotation, biological process: formaldehyde catabolic process. Lineage: Eukaryota; Metazoa; Chordata; Testudines; Cheloniidae. The record is from RefSeq and is a predicted model, not a curated record. Gene Ontology annotation, molecular function: alcohol dehydrogenase (NAD+) activity; S-(hydroxymethyl)glutathione dehydrogenase [NAD(P)+] activity; zinc ion binding.